UUGGAAUAGUAGGUCAUUAACCGACCAGGGACCAAUGAAUGAAGAUGAGGUGCAAAGGUUGGAUUAUUCAUGAAUAAUCAAAAGGUGGGAUUAUUGAAAGAAGACCGCUAAAAGGUUGGAUUAUUAGUUUCCAUUUUCCCUAAAAAUAACAACAAAAUUGAGGCUUGUGGGAAUCGAACCCAGGCUCAAUCAUUUCCCUUCCAUGUUCCAAAAUGCAAACCACUCCACCAGAAUAACGAGAUAUCAUUUCAAUUGCUAUUACGGUUAUUAUUAUGUAUAGAACUAAACUUCAAUAUAAGUAAAUGAAAAUACAAAAUCUACCUCCGUUCCAAUUUUUUUUUCUAAGUUAACAUUAUUAUCAAUGGAUGUUAAAGUUCAUUUCUAUCUAUUAAUAAAUAAUUCAUUUUUUUGCCAAAAAAAGAAGAAAUUAAUUCAAAUUUUAAUAAUUAAAAUUUACAUAUUUAGAAAAUACAUUAAAAUUUGUUAAAUGUUCCACACCGGAAAAGUUUGAAUGAAACGAGUGCUAUAUUAAGGUCUGGGCUACUCCUCCUAACAGGUUGACCUUUUAGGAUGGAACCCCGGAUCUUAACAAAAUUUCUAUAAAUUUAUAUAAUUCAAAUUAAAAUAUAAUCAAGAAUUUAUGUCAUAAUCAAAUGAAUAAAAUGAAACGGUUUGAUCUAGAAAAAAUUAAAUUUGCAAUUCAAUUUGGGGCGGAAGAAUAUAACUAUAGUAAUAAUAGUAAUAGUAAUAGUAAUAGUAAUAGUAAUAAUAAUAAUAAUAAGAAUAAGAAUAAUAAGAAUAUGAAUAAGAAUAUGAAUAAGAAUAAGAAUGUUAUCUAUAUAUAUUAAUCCGCUUAAGUGCGUUUCCCGCUCAUGACUAGGGACAUUUGCGUAAAUACGACUAAUCUCUCUACUCUUCCGAAUCAGACUCGCGUUUUCUUUAGCGUCUGGAAAUUAGCCUAGCUUUGAGAAUUUGAUAAUGCCAGAGUGAUAUACAUUCUGUCUAUUUUGUGAAGAUGGCUCUUUUUUUCUUCCCUUACAUUGUUAAAGAAAUUGCUAACCUCCGAAGACUACCAAGAUUAUAAACCAGUUACUGCAGACCUAUAUGCUUGACAAAGUGUAGGCAAAAGAACAAUUUUUGACAAUUUUAUACAAUCUUUUUUCUAAUUUCUCGGUGUACUACAUAAAGAUAGUGAGUGCUGUAAUGGGUGAUAUGCAUAUUAGUCUUUGAAUAUAUCCACUUCUGAAGUUUCUUGGGCUGCUAUUCAUGUUUCACAAAUUCAUAUUAAUGGUUCACCACUUAAAAGGCGCUGGAACUUCUUAAAAAGACAUAAAUUAGUAUUUGUUAAAUGAUUACCAGACACUUUAGUUAUGGUGUCACACAAUAGGAUUUAAGUUUUGGUAGAAAGAGUUAGAGGCAUAAAGAAGUGACAGAGUGGUUGGCGUUAAUAUCCCUUUUACUCUUUUUUAUAUCAAAUUUUGCUUUGUACUAAAAAUUUAUAAUUCUGGUGUAUCCUAUAGGUAGUUAAGGAGUUAUGGUGAGAAAUUCGAUUAAUACGAAGUAUAUAGCAUGAUGAUGCUACUUCUCCAUCUAUGGAUAAUAGAUAUACUUAUGUUUGAAUAUAUCUUUUUCUCAAGUUUAGUGUAGUAAUGAGCAUAAAUGAGUUAAUAUGCUAAGAACAUUUUGCUUUCUCACAAUGCAUAACAGCAUAAGCAAUCAAUUUAUGCAUUGAUAUGUUUGUGUAUAUUUACCCCUAUAUGUUUGAGUAUGUUCUACCCCUAUAAGCAAUCAAUUGUGUAUUUUGAAAAUCUAUUGUCUGGGCAUAUGUAAGAUAAGUAGCAUACCUAUAAAGAAAAUCACCAGGUUCAGAUAUUUUAAUGGAUGUUUGUCAAUUAUUUUGUUAAUUAUUUACUUCAUGACAAAGAACCACACCAGGCCCAAAGCGGUAAAAUAUGGUGAAUCUUUGAGAGAUACGAUAAAAUGAAGAGUUUAAUGUAUCUUCUAAGUAUUUAUUAUUCACUUAUUCAUUUAUAAUACUUUCCUUUUUAUGUUUCUUUUAUUAAAUGUUUUGAUGUUUUGAUCACUCCCAGGAGUCGCAGACAAGAGGAAUCUGCUGCGAUUGCCACCGUACUUAGAUUCUCCGAUGGGUGUGGUGGAAUAGCAGGUGGCAGUGGUGGAUUUGACGCUCUAGCGGCGUCCGGUGCUGAAAAGCUCCAUUUUUCCUUUUCCCCUGUGUGCAAAUGGACUGUCCCUAGCAAUGGCAUUUCAUUUUUUUGCAAUGCCUGCUCUUUUUUUUUAGAUCUAUAAGAUUACUUUUCUAAUUGUUGUAAGUAACCACUUCAUUUUAAAAAAAUCUGGAAAUUGUUAUUUUGCAGUUAAACAACAGUUUUGUGCUUAUUCACUUUCAUUUGUAGUAUUUUCUUCUUUUUUAUUCAAGUGGUAAGAGAUGAUGAAUCCUUGAGAGAUAGGAUGAAGUGAAGAGUUUAAUGAAUCUUUUAAGUAUUCGUUAUUCACUUAUUCAUUUAUAAUACUUUUUUAUGCUUCUUUUAUUACAUGCUUUGAUUACUUUUCAUUUCUUUGAAGUGAAUGUGGUAUGGUAAGAAUUAAAAAUGCAUUUUUAUAUAAUGAUUUCUCUCCUAUGAUUAUAGAACUUACUACUGAAAGAAAAAAAUGCAAUAUGUGGCCUAAUUCAUUUUCUUAACUUCUUGGGAAAAGAUUUCUAACCCAUAAAUGAUAGAGUAGAACUUGAUUUCAUAUUAAUCACUUUCAAAUUGUUUUGUCCUUAAAACAUUCUUAUUGUCUAUAUUCAUGAUGAGCAUUUACAUUUCCUGAAAAAUGAAAUUUAGUUCCAAUUAUAUGGAAAGGUAAUUCUUCCUCCCUUUGCAAUCUUUCCUUUUCCCUUGGUUCUAUUUUUGAGACCUCACUAAAUUUCUGAGUAGGAAAUUAGGAAUAGGUAAAGGUGUUAAAACUGGAUGCUUAGAAUACAUACUAGACUUCCGAAACUGCAAUUUAAUAAAAUAAGCUCAUGCUCCAUUAUUUCAGAUUCUAUGUAUCCGGCUUUAACUAUGCAUAACAUUCAAUUGCCCACCUCUUCCUAUCUAUUUUGACUUCAGCCAUCCCAAGCAACUGCCUUGAGUGAUUCAGAGGUUUCCAUCUCAAUAUAUUUCACAAUUAUUGGUUACUAUUUUCUAUGUGACCUAUAUUAGAUUUUAAAACUCCAAAACUUUAUGAAGAAUGUCAAUAAGCAAAGGGAUGAAACAGCAAGGUCAACUAAAGAGUGAAAAGUGCUUCUUUAUUCUUAGUCCUUUUGUUUAGUUUGUAAUGUUAUUCUUGCUAUUUCCUUCUUUUAAGGUUGUGAUUUGAGAACUCUAAGAUUAUUAUUGGUAAUGCAGCUUUGAUAUAUAAUACAGAGUACAUACUACAAUUAGAGUUUCCUUUUUGAGAUUUAAAUGUUUGUCUCUUUUACUUUUUUAGAGGGUUUCAUUUUAAUAAAUAGCAUAAUACACGCUUUUGUGCUCUGCUUGGGUUCUUAUAAUUAACAAAAAAUUGCUACUCCAUGGGAUAAUAAGAGGUGCAUCACAAAUCUAAUAGCAUGUGGCUAUCAUGAUAAACUUGAUCAUAUUCUAUUUUUAAAAUUCCCGUAGAACAAUAAGCAUUUGGUUAUAUCCUGAUAAUUACAGUGUUCCUUGAAAAGAAUAAUAGGAGAUGGAAAUGUUAUACGAUCCCCUGUUGUGAAAUGAAUAAGAAAAAAAAAUGGAUGGCAAUUGGAGACCUGUUUCGAAUGAAGAAUUUGAGUUUCCGUUAACUAUUCCAGAAUUGGCUAUGAAUGAAGGUGAACUGGUGAAGUGUCUGAAAAGGAUGAAUUUGGUGGGCAGACAUAUCUGGCCAUAUCUGGCCGUAAGUGAAUUACGAAGAGGGAUUCGAGUAGUUCCUCUACAUGACAGUGACGGGGUGAAGUGUGGUUCGAUUAAGCUGCUAAUGUAUUUUGAUUUUGUGUGGCCUUUUUAGCAGCUUUUUUAUGUAAUGAUAAUGUAAUGUAGACUCUAGAAUUUGAGUUUGAGUUUUCCAUUACCAUUUUUCGUUUUGUUUGAUGUUGUUACGAAUUGGUUGGUGUUUGUUAUAAAUGAACUAAAAGAAAGGCAAUAUUAAAAUGCCAAAUCAAAUGUGACAGACAAAUUUAUAAGACAAAAUUAGGAAAGGAAAUUAUUAAUUAAUGGGAAUCUUGUGUUUAUCACAUUAUACGAAGUUAUUAGUUAGUUGAUAUAAUCAUGUCAUUCUUGAAAUUGCUAUGUCAGGUCCAUGGCUAAUUUGCUACAUGUUCACGUAUAAUACGGAGUAAUAUAAUACUAUGUAGUAUUGUGGUAAUAAUACUUGACUAAUGCAAAAUAGAUCUCAAAUGAUGAUUUAGUCGUAACUUUAUAAAUUUCAGCAGAAUCGACCGAUUCAGCCAAUUUCAAUGUUACCAACGCAUGCUCUAUGCGUACUUAAAAUAUCCGGUUCUAUAUAUUUAGUUCAGUGUAUGUUUUAUGUUUGCUUAUUUUUACUUCAUAAUUUGUAUAAAUUUCACAUAUCCCGAUGAUCUCAAGUAACUUUUGGAAUACGCUGUUUCCCGUGCAACGCACGGGUAAAAGACAAGUUGUUGAGUUUAAUCCAACACGAUAUAGUAAAUAUAUGUAUGAACACUCAGUUUUUACGUGGAAACCCGAAAGGGAGAAAACCACGGGACUUUUUAGGCUAAUGUCCAAGCCCUCUCUUUCUCAUUAGGACUCUCCUCACCAUUACAAAGUACAUUUUGAGCUCCAUUUAUGGAGUAUUGAGCUAGCUAGAGAGAAAGAAGGAAGAAGAAGCUAAAAGAGGAUCCUUUUACAUGGAGGGAAACCUCCUAUUUAUAGGGAAUAGGGGGAAAGGAGGCUCUCCACCCUAACGGGCCGAAUGGGCCAAAAUGGGCCCAAAGGCCGAAACAGGCCUGAAAGGCUAAAAUGGGCCUUACUGAUUGGGCUCCGUACUACGUAAAGUCUUGGGCUCCUGAACAGUAAUAGGCCGGGAUAAUAUAUCCCAACACAAGUCCCCCAGUUUCUUGAGUAGUGAGCGUGCGAAUCUGCUCGAGAAAAUAUACUCUGCCUGCGCUCUUCCUCUGUCUUGCUGGAAACUAUGUCUUCACAUAAUCAUAAUAUAUGAGUGAGUGUCUGUACUCCUGAAUGUAAUCUACCAGUGAGGCACCCCCCUUUCCGACAUGGUCGGGCGAAGGGUGCUCCUCCACGGGCACACUCCCCCUGAAUGCAUCAGGCGGGAGUAAAGCACUCUGACUCGAGCUUUCCAAUCGGAGAAGCUUAGAGGUUCAUGCAUCAAUAAACCGACGUCGUGGUACUGUCAAGACACGAUGCACGUGUGUAUGUAUGAAUGUAUGAGUUAUGAUGCAUGAAUGCAUGAAUGCAUGUAAUGUAUGGGUGCAAUGUAUGAGAGAAGGAAUGUGAGAUGGGAUAGAAAGCGGUGGCUCUCAUCGAUAAACCGGGCAUGUCAGCGCCGAGAGGCAGACGUGCUGCAUAAGAGACGUUCGUCGCCAUCCUGGAAGGGAUGGGCGACCCUAACGUGAGCCAGACACGAUGGCGCUGAAGCGCUGAUCGUGCUGCAUAAGAGACGUUCGUCGCCAUCCUGGAAGGGAUGGGCGACCAUAACGUGAGCCAGACACGAUGGCGCUGAAGCGCUGAUCGUGCUGCAUAAGAGACGUUCGUCGCCAUCCUGAAAGGGAGGGGCGACCCUAACGUGAGCCAGACACGAUGGCGUUGGGGCGCUGAUCGUGCUGCAUAAGAGACGUUCGUCGCCAUCCUGAAAGGGAUGGGCGACCCUAACGUGAUCCAGACACGAUGGCGCUGGGGCGCUGAUCGUGCUGCAUAAGAGACGUUCGUCGCAAUCCUGAGAGGGAUGGGCGACCCUAACGUGAGCCAGACACGAUGGCGCUGGGGCGCUGAUCGUGCUGCAUAAGAGACGUUCGUCGCCAUCCUGAAAGGGAUGGGCGACCCUAACGUGAGCCAGACACGAUGGCGCUGGGGCGCUGAUCGUGCUGCAUAAGAGACGUUCGUCGCCGUCCUGAAAGGGAUGGGCGACCCUAACGUGAGCCAGACACGAUGGCCCUGGGGCGCUGAUCGUGCUGCAUGAGAGACGUUCGCCGCCAUCCUGAAAGGGAUGGGCGACCCUAACGUGAGCCAGACACGAUGGCGCUGGGGCGCUGAUCGUGCUGCAUAAGAGACGUUCGUCGCCAUCCUGAAAGGGAAUGGGCGACCCUAACGUGAGCCAGACACGAUGGCGCUGGGGCGCUGAUCGUGCUGCAUAAGAGACGUUCGUCGCCAUCCUGAAAGGGAAUGGGCGACCCUAACGUGAGCCAGACACGAUGGCGCUGGGGCGCUGAUCGUGCUGCAUAAGAGACGUUCGCCGCCAUCCUGGAAGGAGUGGGCGACCCGAACGUGAAAGAGACACGAUGGCGCUGAGAAGCCGAUCGUGCUGCAUAAGACGGUCGUCGCCAUCCUGGAGGGUAUGGGCGAGCCGAACCGUGAAGCCAGGUACGAUGGCGUUGGGGCGCUGAUCGUGCUGCAUAAGAGACGUUCGUCGCCAUCCUGAAAGGGAUGGGCGACCCUAACGUGAGCCAGACACGAUGGCGCUGGGGCGCUGAUCGUGCUGCAUAAGAGACGUUCGUCGCAAUCCUGAGAGGGAUGGGCGACCCUAACGUGAAAGAGACACGAUGGCGCUGAGAAGCCGAUCGUGCUGCAUAAGACGGUCGUCGCCAUCCGAUGGGAAUGGGCGAGCCGAACCGUGAAGCCAGGUACGAUGGCGCUGAGGGCCCGAUCGCAUUGCAUAAGACGGUCGUCGCCAUCCUGGAGGGAAUGGACGAGCCGAACCGCGAAUCUGGACACGAUGGCGCUGAGGGGCCGAUCGUGAUGCAUAAGACGUUCGUCGCCACCCUGGAAGGGAUGGGCGAGCCGAACCGUGAAUCUGGACACGAUGGCGCUGAGGGGCCGAUCGUGAUACAGAAAAGUAGUGAUGAUCAUCUUAUGGCCCUCGGCCUGUCGGUGAGUGGUAAUCGUCUCACGACCCUCGGCCGUGCUGGUGAUGUGUCAAGUCUCUCUCCUGAUUGGCUGUGAGAAGCCGAUCGUCUGCCAGGACUCCAUCCGGGAAGGAACGGUGAGCCUGAAAUAAAUCUGGGCGAUGUCCCUCCUGUCUGAUCUGGGGAGCUGGUAUUCGUCGUUUAAGACAAAAGAAAACCUGAUGUUAGCCGAUCGUCGUCGGCCACCUCAUUCUUUGUACUUAAGUUUUGUAAUUAUUCUUUUACAUAUGUUUUUCAGUUUGUACUUCCCGGCUAAUAGCGCCGAGGGAUAAAAUCAUUCUUUGCUCCGUGCUCUUCUGGCAUCUUUUUUUUUUUGGAGUCUUUUAGUCUUCGUUCGUCAUUGGUCCUUGGUCCCACCGGCGUUCUUACAUCGAAGAGACGUUCGGUAUCCGCGGACAUCGCAAUGAGGAACAGGUAUAUCUACAUCGAGAUUCCCCCUUUUUCGUUCGUCCGUGGUCCUUUUAGUCUUACCGGCGUCUCUUGCCUCGAAGAAGACGUUCGGUACCCAAGGAACUCGCAGGGACGAACUGGUAUAUCUACAUCGAGAUUCCCCCUUUUUCGUUCGUCCGUGGUCCUUUUAGUCUUACCGGCGUCUCUUGCCUCGAAGAAGACGUUCGGUACCCAAGGAACUCGCAGGGACGAACUGGUUUACCCUCACGGGUUCCCGACUUUGUUAUCCCACGUCCAUCGAUCCAUGGUCAUUGUGGGAUAAACAGGUUUAUCUUGGCAAAGCUCCCUUGGUUCGUCUAGCCCCCUCCGCGUCUCUACUAACCUCUACAUCGAGAGGCGUUCGUCUUCGGCGGUGGGAGAAGAUCUGGCACGCCCGGGCAAGAUUCCCUUCCACAUAGGAGCUACCCUCCUCUUCUCCCCAUCUUUUUUUUUUGUUUGGGGGAGGCAAUCUAUAUUCUUCGUUCGUCAUUGGUUCUUGGUCCUACCGGCGCUCUUGCUUCGAAGAGACGUUCGGUAUCCGCGAAACUCACAAGGAGGAACGGGUUUAUCUACAUCGAGAUUCCCUAGCUCUUCUUUGUCCAUCCCUGGUCCGUGGUCCUACCGAUCUUCCUACAUCGAAGAAGACAUUCGGUAUCCAAGAAACUCGCAGGGAUCACGGGAUGUCACACAUAAUGGUGGUGGCAUAGCGAACGAAUAUAAUGACGAGGCGAUAGAAUAGCUGGUCGUCAUGCGAAGGCCCUGGUCACCCUCCUGGAGGGGAGUCGUGAGCCCGAUCGCAAACUCAAGAGGGUCGGCAUUGGGAGCCGACAAACAAUGAUCAUAAUGCCGCUGAGCAGUCGGUCCUGAUAAGGAGAUGACAAUAGUGUCUCAUCAGGCCGAUAUAUCCAGCAACGGCUCUCAUCCACGCAGCGCGGGGAUGAAACCGGUCUUCAAAAGAUAAUAUGUCGUGCCGAGAGGCCAAACAUAACAUGAUAGUGUCGGCAGUGAGAGGCCGACCUGAAAGAAUCAAACAAUGGUCCUCGUCCGCGAUGUGGCGGGGACGAGGCCGGUCUUCAAAAGAUAAGCACGCCAAGCCGAGAGGCCGGUCGUGGUAUGAUGAUGUCGGCGAUGAGAGGCCGAACAUGAUGUGAUAGUGUCGGCACUAAGGGGCCGACCCGCAAUCCAGCAACGGCUCUCAUCCGCGCAGUGCGGGGAUGAGGCCGGUCUUCAAAAGAUAAACACGCCGAGCCGAGAGGCCGGUCGUGAUAUAAUGAUGUCGGCAACGGUAGACCGAUCUGAAAUCAAGCAACGGUCCUCAUCCGCGCAUCGCAGGGACGAGGCCGGUCUUCAAAUAAGACAAUCAUGUCGUGCCGAGAGGCCGGUCGUGAUAUAAUGAUGUUGGCAAUGAUAGGCCGACCUAAAAUCCAAGCGACGGUCCUCAUCCGCGCAGUGCGGGGACAAGGCCGGUCUUCUAAGGAUAAGCACGCUGACCCGAAAGGCUGGUCGUGAUAUAAUGAUGUCGGCGGUGACAGGCCGACCUGAAAGAAUCCAGUAACGGUCCUCGCCCGCGCAGCGCGGGGACGAGGCCGGUCUUCAACAUGAACAUGCCGCGCCGAGAGGCCGGUCAUGCUGUGAUGAUGUCAGACGGCCCUCGGCCGUGACAAUCUCCUCUAGGCCCUCGGCCUCAGAAUGAUGGGUGACCGUCUCACGAUUCUCCGUCGUGGUAGUCCCCUCUAGACCCUCGGCUACAAGGUGUUCUUUCCCGAGCCAUCGGUCUCCGGGGUGGGGGUGUUCGUCCCACGGUUCUCAACCUUGGUGGUCUCCUCUUUAGCUGGCCAUGAACGUCUUCGAGGCUCAGGCCGAGCGUCUUUUAAUCAUUUUGCUCGAGCGCGUCAAGUGGCUCCAACUGCGCAAUAAGCAUGGUAACGGCCGCACGGCCCAACAAUAUGUAUACACACAUAGCCAUUUGCAUGGCUUUCUCUUUAACAUCCACGAUUACCGGCCUAUGGGUCGUCGUGACCCUCGGCCCGGCUCAUCGUGCGGGGUCAAUGGACGUAGCAGCUCGCGGCGGGGCCAAUUAGCAGCCCGCCGAACGUCACACAAAAAUAUUCAUCGGUCUGUGAGUUUUCAAACUCAGACCCAAGUUAGUCGCACUGCCCUCGGAAAAACGAGGUUGAGUGCUUUGCUGCCCUCGGGCCCCAUAGGCCACGUUUGGCAAUAGUCACUUCGCGCCUAGCGGCGCGGAUAGUUCUGGGGUACGGUCGUCGAUCGGGCACGUAGUGCCGUGUGGACUAAUGUGCAACCCUCCAAUUAAAAUGCGUCGUCGGGGCAUCGCCCUUCUGGGGACGCUCGGAUCACCUAAUCAAGCUGAUCGAGAGUGGGCCAACAGGCCCCACAAAAAAUUAAAUAUCCAAUAAAAAUAUUGGCCGAACUAAUUAUCACUAGAGUUUCGCUCCGCAUUAUUUAAUUCGGGACAUUUUUAUCCCUAAUAAAUAAUAGUGAUAUAACCGGUAACAGUAAUGAUACUUUCCUAUCAAAGGCCAUUCAAGUAUACUCCGUUCGCUAAUCAAAGUCGUUCAGGAGCGGGCCGACGGGCCCACAACAACCAGUCAUUAAUUAAAAUGAUGGUUAAAAAUAACUUAUCACUAGAGCUUUACUCACUUGAAUUUUGCUCGACAUUAUUUAAUUUCGGGAUACUUAAAUCCCUAUUAAAUAAUGAUGAUCACAUAUUAACCAGUAGCAAGAAAAUUACUCUGUAGCAUCAAUAAAUAAAUGUACCGACUUAAGGUGUGGGUACUUAGCUUUAUGGAGGUUCGGCCAUGUGAUGCCAUGUAGUAGUGAAAAAUGAGCUACUUGAGUAUUUUCCCCAUCUUGUCUUGGUCAAAGCUCCUCCCAUAAAGUUGGCCCCCCAUUGCUUGGCCUUAGACUUGCGGACGUGGUCUGCCUUAGACCAAGGCAUUGUAUACGGAGCAUAUCAUUUAGACAAGGCAGGUGGAGCACCCUCCUACCAAUCCGGACGCAGUUCGUACUUGCCGACCACUUUCUGCCGAUAGAGAUGGUGGUCGCGGCAGAGCAAGGACAGCCCGAGCGGCUAGUCUCUAGUACCUCCCGUGAGCUAUACACCACUGUUAACGGCCGGAAUCCCAGAACUCCCAGCCGGGAGGUACCUCGAGGCACGUCGGCAGGGUGGUGGAGGCUCUCACGGCCUCAGAGCAGGUGAUGGAGUGGCCUGCGGUUGGUGAGCAACUGUGUUGCAGGUGCUGCGGGAUCUGGAGUGCUGCAGCGGCUUCGUUGGCUGCAGGUGAACACAGUGGAGGGUCCACGGCGGUCGGGGAUGGUGACGGCGGCUCCGGUAACCCCAACCCAGCUCUAGGAAAACCCCGACUUGACUCCCAGACUUCACCAUCUCCUGCUUUCUUCUUGCUCGGUCAAUUGGGCAGGUGCUGCUGACAGCCACAUUCUUGCCUCAGAUCCGGAGCUUCCCAAGGCCAAAGCUCCAGAAUUUUUCCUUUCUUUUUGCUGAAAUCAUUUUUCUUUCUCUAGAAUUUCUUCUUCCUUGUUCCCAGAAUCUUCUUCCUCAUUUCUUUGUUGAAGUUAGUCCUUCGUAUCAAUUUUUUCUUGGAACUGAAGAACAACGCGAAUCUUUUUGGACAGAUUCCCACAGACGGCGCCAGUGUUGAGUUUAAUCCAACACGAUAUAGUAAAUAUAUGUAUGAACACUCAGUUUUUACGUGGAAACCCGAAAGGGAGAAAACCACAGGACUUUUUAGGCUAAUGUCCAAGCCCUCUCUUUCUCGUUAGGACUCUCCUCACCAUUACAAAGUACAUUUUGAGCUCCAUUUAUGGAGUAUUGAGCUAGCUAGAGAGAAAGAAGGAAGAAGAAGAUAAAAGAGGAUCCUUUUACAUGGAGGGAAACCUCCUAUUUAUAGGGAAUAGGGGGAAAGGAGGCUCUCCACCCUAACGGGCCGAAUGGGCCAAAAUGGGCCCAAAGGCCGAAACAGGCCUGAAAGGCUAAAAUGGGCCUUACUGAUUGGGCUCCGUACUACGUAAAGUCUUGGGCUCCUGAACAGUAAUAGGCCGGGAUAAUAUAUCCCAACACAAGUUUAAUGAGAACACAUGAUAACAUGUAGAAGUUUAGUUUGAGGGAAAAUGAUGCAAGUUUUUUACUUGAAUUUGUGAUAAUUGGGCCUCUAGAGUGGCAUGAUGAAGCAACCUUUUAUUAUUUCAACCUAAUAAAAUCCAAUUUUGUAUUAUGUAACACGUUAGACAUUGUUAACUAAAUGCAUUUUAUUCUUUCGCUUUCGACCUUGAUUUACAAAGCUUAAGAUUAGAAGAGUUGAAGAUGCAAUUUUUUUUACUUUAAUCCAUACUCAUUUGUCAUUUCUUUCUUUCUUUUAGGUAUAGUUCUUUUUCCUUAGUAUCUUCUAUCCCUUGAGCCAAGACUUUAAACCAUAAUUGUAGAUGGGGUGUUCAUUGAGAAGAGAAAAAUCACUAAAUCCAUAUUAAAACAAAUCCAACAUGGAUCUACAUUAGUUGUCAACUUUGAGCAAAGUCUCAUAUUGAGUCACCACAUGGUUCCACAUCAUUUCUUUAUUUAAUUGAGUUUUUUCGCCAUUCAUUUGAGUCAUCAUAUAUAGGAGCUUUAUGCAACAGAAACAAAAUAUCAUGUUCACAUUAUUGUGUUCUCUAGAACUUUCUGGAGAUAGGUUUUUCUUUCCUUGAUGCAUUUCUUUCAUUACCUGGGGAACAUAAUAGCAAAAUUGUGACCAAAUUUGCAUUAUGCUCCUUAUUGUGGUUCAUAUAUACAUUAUAGAUGUGUAACGUUUGUGACUAUCUUAUAAAGAUGUUUUUUUUUCAUUGUUGGGAUUGCAGGUGCUAAUGUGCACAAUGAAAUUUUACUAUCAAGCUAUUUCUGGAACUGCAAAAUAUGCAUGAAUUAUCAACUGUAAUAGCUGUGGGUGGGACUCUAGGCACAUCGGCACAUGCUUAAUUGGUGUCUCUUUUCUAAAUAAAAAACUUAUAAUCAUGUUAUGUCUGGGGCAAGUCAUAGUCAAGUUAGGCUUAGUUUUGAUCGAUCGGGUGUUGAUGGGAGGAGGCAAGCCACACACUCAUUCAUUGUUGCAACUAGAUAUUAUAUAGGGAUUAGAAAAUUUAUAUAGAGUUCUAUCUACUAUUGUGGAUGACUAGAUUUGAUUGGAAAUUAUGUUGAGAUGUUACAAAGGUUGAUACCCGCUUCAGCUCAAGAAUGUGUAUUUCAAAUAUUCUUGCCAAUGGAAAUAAUCUAUGUACGCUUUCAUAAGCCUUUGAGCUACUUGAUGGCUUUGUAAGUAAUUUGUUAGUUUGUUAUCCCGUGCAACGCACGGGUAAAAGACUAGUUAUUAUUAUUAAUUGGGACGGAGGUAAAGUUUAUUAUUAUAAUUAUAAUUAUUACUAGGAUUUCUGUUAGUAUUAUUAUUAUAACUAAACGUGAAUAUGACUUAUAUAAGUAAACGUAAAUAUGUACGCAUAACGAAGCAUGCUUGUGGUGCAGUGGUGAACAAAAAGAAAUGGUAGAAGAGUGGGUGUGGGUUCAAUUCCCGCAGGCGUUAUUAUUUUCUCCAAAUGGAGUAAUAUUUUAUACUCUGUAGUCUGUAUGAUUUAGUAUAGCCGUAUAGGUGAUGAGUUGAUGACAUGGAUUUCUGAUAUGAUGGGAACAUGACGUGGAAAUGGAAUUUAACUUGGAUGCUGACCUGGUGUGAUGACUGUGCAAAAAUAUCCUUGUUUGAGAAAUAAGUUUA
Molecule: messenger RNA, 13305 nt
Organism: Cuscuta epithymum
Lineage: Eukaryota; Viridiplantae; Streptophyta; Magnoliopsida; Solanales; Convolvulaceae
Source: the annotation of a GenBank genome assembly